This is a messenger RNA of Nicotiana tabacum (common tobacco), 2114 nucleotides long. RefSeq names its product cold-responsive protein kinase 1. The record is from RefSeq and is a predicted model, not a curated record. Lineage: Eukaryota; Viridiplantae; Streptophyta; Magnoliopsida; Solanales; Solanaceae. Gene Ontology annotation, molecular function: protein kinase activity; ATP binding. Gene Ontology annotation, biological process: protein phosphorylation.
AAGCAGAAAGCAGAGAGUCGCUUUCGAGCUUCAGAGUGUCAAAGUCUCAAAAUUUUCCUUUAACGUGAGAACGCGUUGAUAAAAAAAAUCAUUCACACAGAGAAAUAGCCUAACUAUGACUCCUCCUCUUCUUCUUCUUCUUCUUCUUCGCCGCCGGCCCACCACCUAUUCCAACAAAGCUCCUUCUCCUAUUACUCCUUCUGUUAAUUCUCUACGUUUCUUUCACAAGAUUCUCCUUUAUUUUCCACCAUAUGCCAUAAUUUUUCAUAUUCUUCUUUCCCUCUGCUCUUCCAAUUUUAAGGGUAUCCAUGGUGAAGGCUAACAUGUAAUUUACUCAUCUAGAGGCACUAUCAAUUGAUUAGAAUAUUUGUCCCGCAAAAAGCAAAUUGACAUGAGUUGUUGCUUUUUUGGUGCCCGGAAAAAAGGUGAUGAUCUUGUUCAUCAUGAUACAAGAGAUACAGGAGGCCGCGCCGUUGCAAGCACAAAGAAUUUUUCAUUUAGUGAAUUAAGAAUAGCAACCAACAACUUCCAUCAAACUAAUAAAAUAGGGCGAGGCGGUUUUGGCACAGUAUACAAGGGAACUCUAAAAAAUGGAAAAGAAAUCGCUGUGAAGACACUUGCAGCGGAAUCAAAGCAGGGUUUGCGGGAGUUUUUGACUGAAAUUGAGACCAUAUCAAAUGUCAGACAUCCAAAUCUAGUUGAGAUAAUUGGAUGUUGUGUUGACGGAAAUAACCGGAUUUUGGUCUAUGAAUAUUUAGUAAAUAGAAGCCUUGACCAAGCAGUGUUUGGUUCCAGGAUUAAUAUUAAGUUGGAAUGGGACAAAAGGGCUGCUAUUUGCUUGGGUACCGCUCAAGGUCUUGCAUAUCUACAUGAAGAACUAGUGCCACAUAUAGUGCACAGGGACAUAAAAGCUAGUAAUAUUCUACUUGACAAGGAUUAUACACCAAAAAUUGGAGAUUUUGGGCUUGCCAAGCUUUUCCCAGAUAAUAUCACCCAUAUCAGCACGAAAAUAGCAGGAACAACUGGCUAUCUGGCACCCGAAUAUGUAUUAGGCGGACAAUUAACGUUGAAGGCUGAUGUUUACAGUUUUGGGGUCCUAAUACUGGAAACAGUUAGUGGCAGGAGCAGCAGCAGUAGUAUUUGGCAAGGGGAUAAGAAGUCACUUCUCGGAUGGGCCUGGCAGCUCUAUGAAGACAGAAAGCUAUUGGAGCUGGUAGAUGCAGAAUUGGAUGAUUUCCCCGAAAAAGAAGUCGUCAGGUACAUCAAGGUAGCUCUGUUUUGCACCCAAGCAAAUGCAAACAGAAGACCGAUGAUGAGCCAGGUUAUUGAGAUGCUUUCAAGAAAUAUCCAGCUAAAUGAGAAAGAACUUACACCACCUGGUUUCUUCCAAGAUUCUGAUGCAAGCAUGCGUUCAAAAUUGAAGUCGUCUGAAUGCAGUACUAGUCAACAAAGUUCUGUACCCUUCACAAUCACUCAGGUGAUCCCUAGAUAAUCAUCAUUGGUGACUGGCACUUGAGCAUCAUUCUUCCUGGGAGAUUGCUUGUGGCUUUGUUUGAGAUUUCUAAAAUUAAAUUUGCAAAAUCAGUUUUUUUUUUUUUUUUAAUUUCUGGAAAAAGUGUUUCUAAGAGUAAAUUAACUUUUUGUUUAAAGGUUUCUUAACUGAGUUUUUAAAUUCUUUCAAAAGUUUUUGGAGUUUUUGAAAAAAUUGAAAUUCUGAGUUUUUUUUAUUUAUCGGACACUUUUUCAAAAAAAAUACUCAAAAACUGAGUUUGCUAGCUCAAUUUUUUAGAAAAUUUCAAACAAAUGCCACCUAACUUUUCAGAAGAUUGAAAUUACAAAAUUAGUGAUAUAGCUUCACAUUGUCAAAGCUCCUUGGCUAAAUUCCAGCAACUUAUUUUUGCUCCACUGCUGUUUUGUGCCGCUAGUUCUUUUGUUUCCUUUUUUGACCUUUUUGUUUUCUUUCAUCCUCUUUUUCCUCCUCUCCUCCCUCUCUCUCUCUAUAUAUGUACGUGGUUAUCGACAUUAUUGAUUCCUAGCGGUUAUUAAUCUUCUUAUACAUUCAAAGCUAUUUUUUUGAUAAAUGAAAGUGUGUACUAAAGGUAAGUUAUUUCGUC